CCCCGCCCCGUCUCGGAACGCGCAGGGCGACGGCGGCCAGGGCGGGGGUGCGCGUGCGCCCUGGGCCCGGGCCCCCGAGGAGCCAGAGUCCUGGAGGCCCCCGCUCCCAGGAGUCAUGUCCCUGCGCCCCGGCCCCCGGGAGACAUAAUCCCUGCCCCCCGGCCGGGGCCCUAGGAACCGCGUCCACAAGUCCCGGGGGCCGGCGUGGCAGGCGCCGGGCUCACUCCGGGAGGGGGCGGGCGCCGCGAGCCCCUUCCCGCAGGGGCGCCUGUGCCGCCGCCCGGUGGACGGGGAGCCCGGGAGCCGCGGGGGACAGGAGCGCAGCGGACAGAGAAGCCUGGGCACCGCCGGUCCCUCUUGCUGUUUACGCUGCGGGCGCGCAGUGCCCCCUGCCCGCCCGCCCACUGCUCCCCCGCCCGCUCCAACAUGCCCUCAGUGCGCCUGCCGCCGCGCCCCGGGCGCUAGACCGCGCGGCCGCCAUGGGGAAUGGGAUGAACAAGAUCCUGCCUGGCCUGUAUAUCGGCAACUUCAAAGAUGCCAGAGAUGCAGAGCAAUUGAGCAAGAACAAGGUGACACACAUUCUCUCUGUGCACGACAGCGCCAGGCCAACAUUGGAGGGGGUUAAAUACCUGUGCAUUCCAGCAGCGGAUUCACCAUCUCAAAACCUGACAAGACAUUUCAAAGAAAGUAUUCAAUUCAUCCACGAGUGCCGCCUGCGAGGUGAGGGCUGCCUUGUUCACUGCCUGGCCGGCGUCUCCAGGAGUGUGACUCUCGUGGUCGCAUACAUCAUGACGGUCACCGACUUCGGCUGGGAAGAUGCCCUGCGCACUGUGCGUGCGGGGAGGUCCUGUGCAAACCCCAACCUGGGCUUCCAGAGGCAGCUGCAGGAGUUUGAGGAGCACCAGGUGCAUCAGUUCCGCCAGUGGCUGAAGGAGGAGUACGGAGAGAGCCCUUUGCGGGAUGCAGAAGAAGCCAGAGGCAUUCUGGCCACCCCAGGGAUUCUGAAGUACUGGGCCUCUCUCAGAAGACUGUAAUGUACCUGAAAUAGUGCAAAGCCAGAGUUUAGGUGCUGCCCAGAAGAAGAGCGACCAGAGUUCAUUUUUCAGUGUCCAGAAGUAACUUGUGAGCCCGCCUGUUUUCAUUUUAAACAAUACAUAUGCAGUUGUGUCACCGUACGUUGGGAACUACGCGUCCUCUUUGACAAGGGAAGGAUUUUUACCUGAUUCCCCCGCUGCCCCACCCGGUGACCAUGCGGUGACCCCGUCGCCGCUCCUGAGGACCCUGCUGGGCACACCUGCCCCUGGGGACUGUCUCCUGGGCUCUUUCGUCCUGGGGUCUCGCCUCCACCACACGUGCGCUGCACGCGCUACGCCCGCCCUCAGCUGGGGUGUGGAUCCCACUUGCUUCUGCCACGGGUGCCGCGAGGCACGUUCGGAGGCUGCCCCUGGCAGUGACGCUGCUUUAUUUUAAGGCCACUGCCUUCCUCCGGAAGGAGGGUAGUGACGGCAGGAGACGUGAACUACUUUCCCUGGGAGAGAAAGCAGGUCCCCCUCUCGAGCAGAGGGAAGUCCGGGGUGCGCAGGGCCAUCUUCCAACUCCAGGCUCAGCUUCACUGUGAAGGACACUAGCAGGUGUGAAGACCACUUGAAGUCAGUUUCCCAACGUUCUCUCGUCUAACUCCAGCGGGGGAAGAAGGCAAUGGAACGUUUUACUUAAAGGAGAGGUCUGGUGGGAUCACAGGAGCUGAGGCGCGUGGGCUCAGUGGCGGGAGGAGGCUUGACCUGUGCGCUGCGUCUGCAGUGCCUGGACGCUCCUGGCAAGGGCUCGGGGCAGGACACUUUGUGCCAGAACGGCCCCUGAUGGGUGUGGGAGGACAGGCAUCACAAUGCUUAUGCUGACUUAACAGGCCUACCGGGGUGACGAACAGGUCAUCCAAGUGGAGGUGCCAGGCCUCGAGGCCCUGAGGUGUCUCCACUGCCCACCUGUGAGGGCAUGCCAGGGGGCAUGAGGAAACAGCAUGAGGGAAGCAGGGUUUCUGGUGAUGGCCCCAACCCUGUGGGCUCCCCUACCCCUCGUGGCACCCACGACAAUCACCUGUAAUCAGUGCUCUGCGGGUCACGAACUAUCACUUUGAAGCUGUAUAAACCCACAGAGAAGGUAUUAUUUCAUUCACUCGAGGCUCAGAGAGGCCAAGAAACACACCGAAAACUAAAAACGUCAGUGCUACUUUACCUGAACCUGGGUCUUUUGAUCUCAAAUCAGUGUGCAGUGUGAGAGGGAGGGGCAGAAUGCCCUGGGCUUUGCACUUAGAGGUUUGUGAGGCUCUAACGCCAGGGCCCCUGGGAAAGCCAGCACCGCUGCCGUGUGCACGGCCGUCCGAGCCAAAACCUCUGCCCGCUCCCCCCAGUCUCUCUGGAGGAUUUGUUUGGGGUCAUGGUGGGUGGUGGCCAAAAGCACACGGACGUUUCCGUUAGGAUGGUAUUGACCGUGCUUAGAUGUUAGAGGCAGAGGCCCCUUCUCCGAGACCAGAGCAGGUGUUCAGGUCACAUGGACAUGGGGACGGUGAACCCCCCUGCCCCAAGGGCCUUGCCUUGUUAGAGGAGGGGAUCGUGGCCCUGGCAGUUUCUUUAGGCUGUCUUUUCUGUGAUGUUCUUUGAACACAGGUCUGUCCAGCCUGGGUCUCAGGAUCGUGGCCCGUGGUGGAGGAGACCUGCACUGCCUCUCUUCGUUCAUUUGCCAGUUUGCUUGAGAAAUGCUUAUUCAUCCCAGCAGGUGCUCUGGGACUCAGGCAGGAUGCAUAGACCCACCCCUGAUUCUCAGAAAGACUAGCUUGGUGGGGUUGGCUGUUAGGAAAGCUGGCGGUUACAGAGCAGGCCAUAAGCACUGGUAUAAGUGCUCCUGGUGCUGUGUGUGGGGAAGGGAGCAGAGAGGCCAUUCCAGUUUGGGUGAGGGAGGUCGUGUCUCAGGACGGCAUCUCAGAGGAGGUGGUACCUAGUCGGGGCCUGAAGCAUGAGUGCUGGAGUUGGCUGGCACAGUGGGUGCGGGGCAGUCCAGGCAGGGGCCUGGCAUGCGUGCAGGAGAGGCACAGUCACUCUGAGUGACCAGAGCAGGCACGGGUGGGUGCUGAUGAGAGGUGCAGACAAAGCUGCAGAAACAGGCAAAGGCCCAGGCUUUCGCUCUCUGCUUGGUACAGUAACUGGUUUCCUUCUCACACCAGCCCUGGAGCUGACCAAGCUCAGAGGGCGGGUGCCCUGCAGCUUCCCGGGGUCUGGUCCCCAGGCGUGGAGCCUUGCAAGCGCGUGGACACCGUUUUGCGGGCACAGAGUGGGGCUUGCCGAACGUGCUGGGCAGGCAGGUACCAUGAUGGUGCGGGGGAAGGGGGCCCACGCUGGGGGCCUGUCGGGAGGCAGCAAUCACGGCCAUCCAGGCGACAGUCGUGGCGCCCAGAGCGGGGCUUUGGUGUGGAGGCGAAGGGGCUUGAGGGAGACUGGGGAGGGGGAGGCCAGUGCUCCCAGGACCAGAGCCCGUGCGGGGCUUGCUUCCCCGGCGAUGGCUCUUCCCACACCGAGGUAGGGUGUGGACUCUGGCACGUUGGGGGCAGACUGAAGGGGCCACUGGCCAGAGGCAUCCACGGGGCUCACCCCCUGCUGGCACCCAGCUUCGCGCACCAGGGGCUCAAGUCUGUCUACAGACCCGGAACAGAGUCCCAGGCACCAUACUUGUGACAAUUCAUGUCCAAUCCAAAUGUCCAAUUUAUUAAUUUAUUGUGAAAGAUAAAACAUUAGCUUUAUGAAGACUAAUUUUAUCCCCUAACUAGGCUGUCUGUCAUUAUCAGAUUUUUGGAAGCCAACAUGCUGUAUACCUUAACUUACACAAUGUUAUAUGUCAGUUAUAUCUCAAUAAAGUGGGGAAAAAAAGGAGUAAAGCACCUUGUAAAUUAGUCCUGAGGUAUCUCCCUACGCUCCCGGAUGUGGGGCUGAGAUCUGGGGGCGGGGUGUCCUGACAGGCGUAUCCAGAGAGGCGUGCUGUUGCCAUAGCGCCCUGGAGCAUUUCUGCAGCCUCCAGCCUCCUACGUCCCUGUCCUCGUUCUCAGCAGCCACCCUGGUCCGCGCUCCCUCUGCCUGAGCUGGUUCUCUAACUUAACUCACGUCUCUCAGAGCAACUUUGUCAACCUUGGGCUUCUCCCUGGGGAUAGGUUCCCACUGGGGGCUUUUUUAUGUAUGGGGUGCUGGUUCUCUCCAGCUUCCGUCUCAGCAAGGGACCCCACUUCCAACUUCUGGGGCUGCUUCCUUUUGCUGGUGCAUGAGACAGCCUACAAAUUCCAGGGACUGCUGUGCAUGCGUGUGUGUGCACGCAGCUGUGUUCUGUCCUUCACUUUUGUUUUAGAGGACUCCUUAGGCUUCAGGGGAGCCAUGUGGACCACAUCAAGGGGCCUUGGGACCUUAGGCAGCAGAACCUGGGCGCCCAGGGAAAGUCAGAGCUGGUCACGGCAGGCUGCCCUGCACACCAGCAUCUAGUCUUGAAAAUAGGGAACAUGCUAAGUCUCAAUAUCCUGUGAUCCCACAUUAGGUGACCCCUCCCAUCCUGACCCUGCGUUAUUAAUAAUUUUAUCGAGAAUGUGCUUUCAACACACUUGUAUUUAUAGAUGUACUUAAGAAGAAAUCACCAAGACUUCGGAGGGAAGUUCCUCUUCCCUUUCCUUUUUAUUGCCCAGAGAAAGGGAGGGGGAAAAAAAAAAAAAAAAAAAAAACGGCCUUUGACUUGUCCCCAGAGGCUUGAGAAUGUUCAUUGUCCCUUCUGAGGAUUUACUAGGGUCUCGCUAGGCCCCCAGCUAGGACACCCAGGCUGUCAGGUGCUUGAAUCCGGUGACACCCGGCUGCAUGUCACCGGGACGCUUUGCUCUUUUGUUUCCUCCCAGCUGCAACAGUGGGACGUGAUCAUCGCAGCCAGUAUCAGAAUUAGCAUUCUCUUUUGCAGCCUGGGCUCCACCGCCUCGACGUGGGGCCGCGGGGCCGCUCUGGGCUCCCUGUCGGGGAAGCGUUGCCGUCCACGGCUGAACAAACACCUGCAAGUCUGGUGUAUUUUGGCUCCAGACAAUUAUCAGGAGUUAACAGUUCGCAGUUCAUUUCCUGAAGCUUCUGGUUCAGUUGUGAGA
Molecule: messenger RNA, 5155 nt
Organism: Mesoplodon densirostris (Blainville's beaked whale)
Lineage: Eukaryota; Metazoa; Chordata; Mammalia; Artiodactyla; Ziphiidae
Gene: DUSP22
Product: dual specificity phosphatase 22
Exons: 8
Coding region: 480-1034 (184 amino acids)
Biological process (GO): transforming growth factor beta receptor signaling pathway; regulation of cell population proliferation; protein dephosphorylation
Cellular component (GO): cytosol
Molecular function (GO): protein tyrosine/serine/threonine phosphatase activity
Source: RefSeq, a predicted model, not a curated record